Molecule: messenger RNA, 1723 nt
Organism: Tribolium madens (black flour beetle)
Lineage: Eukaryota; Metazoa; Arthropoda; Insecta; Coleoptera; Tenebrionidae
Product: WD repeat domain phosphoinositide-interacting protein 4-like
Exons: 7
Coding region: 609-1655 (348 amino acids)
Biological process (GO): nucleophagy; protein localization to phagophore assembly site; autophagy of mitochondrion
Cellular component (GO): phagophore assembly site membrane; extrinsic component of membrane; cytosol
Molecular function (GO): protein binding; phosphatidylinositol-3-phosphate binding; phosphatidylinositol-3,5-bisphosphate binding
Source: RefSeq, a predicted model, not a curated record
UUCAAUAAAAAAAAAUUCUCAUUGUUUUUGUAUUUUAGGCCCUACAUAAGCCAUCGUAACUCAAAACCAAUUUUUAAGAGUUAUAGUUUUCGAUAUUAUAUUUCAAAUUGAGCGCGCUUUUAUAAAACUUUUUUGCGCAUGUGCUGCACGUUUGAUAUUUAGACAAAGCUAUAGAACAGCUGAAAAGCUGUUAAAAUCUCAAUUCUGACCAAAUUUUCAUCGUGAUUUUAACUUAAGUUAGAUUAGUAUUAUUUCUAGUCAUAAUAUGGACUAAAUAAUCCUUGUUAAGUGUAAAAAUUCUUUUUCAAAGAGAAAAGAAACUAUUUUUGUUUUCCACGUGUUUCAUGGUUCGUAAUUUUUGUUUACUGGUAUUUCGUAUCGUUCAACUCAACAAAAACGUGUAUGUAUAAGGUGAACAAACAUUUAUUGUUGAUAACUGAUAAUUAUUAUUUAUUUGAAACGGUGUUGACACCCAUACAAUCAUCGGUUUAAUUGUAUGCUGAUGAUUGUCAUUUUCAUACAUUAGGAAGAUGUUUAUAAAAUAGCAACGCAAUAGCUUUUUAGAAAGAUACUUUGGAGUCUUAUUACCAUCCAAAGACAAGCAAAAAAUGGACAGUGACAGAAAAAUUCUAAGUUUGAGAUUUAACCAAGAUCAAGGGUGUUUCUCUUGUUGUAUGGAAAGUGGCGUACGAAUCUAUAAUGUGGAACCACUAGUUGAAAAAAGCCAAUAUGAUGUUGAGACUGUUGGAAGUGUAUCAAAAUGUGAAAUGUUAUAUCGCACCAACUUAAUCGCGCUAGUCUCGGGGGGCACACGGCCCAUGUUCUCCGACAAUAUUCUUCUUAUUUUCGACGAUUUAUUAAAAAAGUUUAUUUUGGAAAUAACUUUCCCGUCUUCUAUCCAAGCUGUACGUUUAAGGAAAGACAAAAUAAUCGUAGCUCUAUUGACAAGUAUCCACGUUUUCUCUUUCCCAUCCCCAACUCAGCGACUCUUCUCUCUGGAAACCAUCAAAAACCCCAGGGGACUGCUCGAAUUGAGUCCUUUAGGGGCGGGCGAGAAACAAAUUAUCAUUUUUCCGGGACAUAAGACUGGAAGCGUCCAAAUUCUGGAUUUGGCUUGCACUGAAAUGGGUAUUUCGAGUGCCCCCGUGUGGAUCAGCGCCCACAAGGGGGAACUCGCCUGUUUGGCGUUUAAUCAACAAGCAACGAAAAUCGCAACGGCUUCGAUUCAAGGCACGUUGAUUAGGGUGUGGGAUCUGGCGACUAAAACGCAGUUGGUUGAGUUGAGAAGGGGCACCGAUCCCGCCACCAUUUAUUGUAUCAAUUUCAAUAGCAACUCUGACUAUUUGUGUUGUUCAAGUGAUAAAGGAACUGUGCAUAUUUUUGCAAUCAAAGAUCCAUCUCGCAAUAAGCGAAUGCUAAUCGCAAAUACGAAUUUUUUUGGGAAAUACGCCAACUCGCAAUGGGCUUUGGCCAACUUCACCGUUCCACAAGAGUGUGCAUGUAUUUGUGCCUUUACAGAAAAUAAUUCUGUAAUCAUUGCGGCGUGUCUCGAUGGAACUUUUCAUAAAUAUGUUUUCAAUCAAGAUGGAAAUUGUAACAGAGACGGAUUUGAUGUUUUUCUCGACGUUUCAGACGACGUUGAAAACUUACUUUAAAAUGGCACAUGAUACAUGACUUAAUUUGCGCUAUUUUCACAUUUUUAUAUACAUACAUGUCUUAAAUA